Protobothrops mucrosquamatus (brown spotted pit viper) is the source of this 1377-nucleotide messenger RNA. RefSeq lists its product as uncharacterized. Gene Ontology annotation, cellular component: cytoplasm; nucleus. The transcript has 9 exons. The coding region runs from base 297 to 1307 and encodes 336 amino acids. Lineage: Eukaryota; Metazoa; Chordata; Lepidosauria; Squamata; Viperidae. Gene Ontology annotation, molecular function: transition metal ion binding; calcium ion binding. The record is from RefSeq and is a predicted model, not a curated record.
UGCAUAUUUGCCAAACCUGCUUGUACACUCAGCAAAACAGGUGGCCUCACUGGAGGAACUCCCGAACUCCGCCGGUUGAAAUUCUGCCCGUUUUCGUUCCAGCUUUCCCGAUGAAUUCACCGCGGUGAACAUCCUCCAAAGCCGUUUUCCAGAGAGAAAAACAAAAAGAAUCCGGAAUAAACAAGGGCACUUUUAAAACCGGAAACCAACCAACAACAAAAAUAUCGGUCUUGUGUAGCUUUCUGGAAGUCGCAGCCCAGCAGUCUGUACAGCAAGGAUUUCUAUUUAUCUUUUCAAUGGCCAAAAGCUUGGAUUCUCCCUCGGAAUUGGGAUCGCCUGUUGCAGCGAUGACCCAGUUCCAGACUCUGGAGCAGGCCCUGGGGGAGGUUGUGUGCACGUUUCAACGCUACUGCCGGAAGGAAGGGGACCGCAACAUGCUUAGCAAAGCCGAGCUACGGAACCUCCUGCAGACAGAAAUGCCCAGUUUGCAAACGCUGGAAAUCAAAGGCCCGGCGUUGGAAGAGCUGCUCACCUUGCUGGACACCGAUCAAGACGGCCAGGUCACCUUUGAGGAGUACAUCCGUUUCGUGGCGGCCGCCUUCACUUUCUUCCAUCUGCACUUCCGGGAUGCUCCCGUGGCCCAACCACGGAUCUACUCCAUCCUCUUUCAACAGCACCCCAAAAUGGCCACCCCCCUGGAGAAAGCCCUGGACACCAUGGUGGUCACCUUCCACAAAUAUUCCCAGAAGGAAGGAGACCAGUUCAAACUCAACAACACGGAACUGAAGGAGCUACUGAAGCAGGAGCUGCCCGGAUUCAUCAGCAAGAAAAAAGACGAGUCGACGUUUCAAAAAAUUAUGAGCAACUUGGAUUCCAACAAGGACAACCAGGUGGAUUUCCAGGAAUACGCCACCUUCCUCGCCUGCAUCGCCAUGGAAGAUACUUACACACCACACCCAAUUCCCUGCUUCGCCUCUCAAGCCCAUCGUCCACCUUCUUCGACCGCCCUCGGUGCCCCCCGACCCAUGGAGACCCCGCUGGAGAAAGCCUUGGCCACCCUGGUGUGCACCUUUCACAAGUACUCCGGCCGAGAAGGCGACAAGUUUACCUUGAGCAAAGGAGAACUGAAGGAGCUGGUGAAACAGGAGCUGGCCCUGGGAGAGAAAAUGAAGGAUCGUGGGAUCGACAAGCUGAUGCAAAGCCUGGACAAGAAUAACGAUGACGAGAUUGAUUUUAAGGAAUACACCGGCUUCCUCUCAGCCCUUUGCAUGUCCUACAACGAAUUCUUCCAACAGGGUGCAAAAUAAGAAGCCGGAAAAUGGGGGGGGGAGAAGGAAGGACCCCUCCCCUGCUUAAGUCCUUCUCUAGGCACCUCCC